Messenger RNA from Dacryopinax primogenitus, 1587 nucleotides. RefSeq names its product beta-tubulin. Lineage: Eukaryota; Fungi; Basidiomycota; Dacrymycetes; Dacrymycetales; Dacrymycetaceae. The transcript is spliced from 8 exons. The coding region runs from base 80 to 1408 and encodes 442 amino acids. Gene Ontology annotation, cellular component: cytoplasm; microtubule. Gene Ontology annotation, molecular function: GTP binding; GTPase activity; structural constituent of cytoskeleton. The record is from RefSeq and is a predicted model, not a curated record. Gene Ontology annotation, biological process: microtubule cytoskeleton organization; mitotic cell cycle.
GGCAGGCGAGUUGGUGGUCGGUGAACGCUGUUCCGCCCUUCACGUUGUUCCUUUCAUCUUGCAACACACAGUAGGGAAUAUGUCUAGGGAGAUCGUCAACAUUCAGGUCGGGCAGGCGGGAAACCAGGUCGCCUAUGCCUUUUGGCAAAUGAUCCUCGCCGAGCAUGGCCUGGAUGCUAACGGAAUGUACCGUGGGGAUGACGACCAGAAAAUUGCCAGGGUUGGCGUUUACUUUUCAGAGGGCUCUGAUGGCAAGUAUGUACCUCGGUCCCUGCAGAUUGAUCUGGAGCCUGCCGUUACGGAUAAUAUCCGAUCCGGUCCUCUUGGUCAGCUCUUCAGGCCCGAUACCUUCGUGACCGGCGAUAGUGGCGCUGGCAAUAACUGGGCGAAAGGACACUACACCGACGGUGCUGAGCUCAUUGAUCAGAUUCUCGAUCAAGUGCGGAACCAGUCGGAGAAAUGCGAUGCUCUGCAGGGAUUCCAAGUCAUCCAUUCUCUCGGUGGAGGCACUGGUGCAGGGCUCGGGAGCUUGCUUCUAUCGAAGCUACGAGAGGAAGCACCCGAUCGAAUGCUUGCUACGUUCUCCAUUCUACCGAGUCCCAAAGUCUCCGACACGGUGGUCGAGCCAUACAACGCCAUGCUGUCCAUCCAUCAGAUUAUCGAGAACAGCGAUCUCACGUUUUGCCUGGACAACGAGGCAUUGUAUGAUGCCGCUGUCAGGCUGAAGAACCCAAACCCCAAUUUCGGACAUCUGAAUGAUCUCAUCGCUCAAGUAAUGUCCGGCGUCAGCACCAGCUUGCGUUUCCCUGGUCAGCUGAACGGCGACCUACGCAAACUGGCCCUUAAUCUGAUUCCAUUCCCUCGUCUUCACUUUCUUGCUCCCGCUUACGCCCCUCUCGUGCCGCCGGGCUCGCAGUCCUUCCAGUCAUUGUCAAUUCCUGAGCUCACAGCAUCCUUGUUUGACCGCCGCAAUCUGCUUGUAGCAUGUGAUCCUAGGCUCGGAAGGUACUUGACUGCCGCCACGAUCUACCGCGGCAAACUGUCGUCACGUGAGGUGGAGGCGUCCGUUCAGCAAUUGCAGGCAAAGAAUUCCAGCUCCUUCGUGGAGUGGAUCCCGGACAACGUGUCCGUUACUCUUUGCUCUGUUCCUCCUAUUGGCAAGAAACAAGCUGGCGUGUGCCUGGCUAAUACUACGGCGAUCCAGGAGGUUUUUAAGCGCACACAGGAGCAGUUCGCUGCCAUGUUCAAACGCAAGGCGUUCUUGCACUGGUACACGGGCGAGGGUAUGGAUGCUAUGGAGUUCAUGGAGGCCGAGUCUAACGUGGUCGACCUGAUCAAUGAGUAUCAGCAGUACCAGGAAGCAUCUGCUGAGGAAGAAGAAUACGAAGACGAGGUUGCGGACGAAUAACAAUGAUGGACGAUCUGGCCUGGAUGAAUCAUGACUUAUCUUGUGAUGACGGAUGUACAGAUACCCAUUGUUACUUAUUGUCUUGACUCUCUUCUUGCUGGCCGAGUUGUUAGAUAAUUGUGAAGGAAAUACCAUGAUCGGAAAUGUAAUCCCACUAAAAUAGAAGUGUUCCAAUGGAC